GGUUCGUUCAUUUAUAUGGUAAUGUCUACAGUGUGUGUGUCUCAUUAAGUGAUCCAGGUGAAACAACAGCUCACCUAUAUGUUUCUACCUGUGUUUACCUGUUCGGAGCUACUUUGUUAAAUUACAUUUGCUGAGUUUCCUUAAAGUGGAUGACUGUGGAUUCUCUGACCAUCUCUUUAUCUUUUCAUUUAUGUGAUGUGGACUAUACAAAAACUAGUUUUGCUUAAUAAGUGAUUAAAUAUUUAAAAAAGUUUGAUAAUUUCUAUUGGAUUAAAUUAUAUUAUCAAUCGUAGCUACUUGAUUAAAAAAUAAUAUUUCUGGAAAUAUGAUACCACGCACGGAAAAUAAUAAUAAUUGUUUACCAGGUAGACGAAAACCAAACAAUCGUCACAGGUUAAAAAAGAGACUAUCAACGUUACUCCACACACAUGUAGCAUUGAUUUUACUGAGUACAUUAGCUGUUCUUGACGCAGGAUGUGUAAUUGGUCAGAUCAUAUCGGAUAUUCUGAUAAUGAAAGAUGAACUUCAUGAAAAGCAAUUAAUGGAGAGUGAAGCAAAGAAAAUUAUAUUCGAUUUAUUUCCGGGUAGAUUUAAUAGAUCUGGAUACGAUGAGGCGGAGUUUGAGUCGAUACUUCUCAUUUUAAGAGACUGUUUUCAGGAAGUGAAUGGACCUGAAAUUACCCGUAUUCAAAAUAAAUUUGCCGCUGCAGUUGAAAAACAGCUUCAUAAAGGUCAUAACCAUGCCAACCACCAUCACCAUCUACACAAACGAGGCUCUGCUGGAAAUCAUAAACAUACUUUUAAAGACUCACAUAAAAUUUAUACUCAUCACAUUCUGCACGAACUGACACAUGCCUUUCAUUUAGGAAGUUUUGUUAUUUUAACCAUACUUUUAUUAGAGACAUUUCUAAAGGUUUUAGCAAUGGGAAAGAAGUUCUUGAACCAUAAAAUAGAGGUUUUCGAUGCGUUUGUUGUUUUAGUUUCUUGGAUUCUUGAUGUUGCAUUCUGGGAAGGAUUAUGGGCGCAUCCUGAAACGGAAGCAGCCCGAAUAAUGACAAUCAUUCUUCCAUGGAGACUGGUCAGGAUUGUUAACAGUUUUGUAAUGGUGAUACAAGAAAAAGAUCAAGUACAGCUUAAAAUCAUAAAACAACAAUAUAGAGGUUCAGUCAAAAGAGCGAGUGAUAUGAAAAUGAAAGUAGAAUUAUAUAGAAUGGAAAUGCGUCAGCUACAGAGUUUAUGUAGACGUAGAGGUGCUUCCGAAAAAGAAAUUCAGACAUGCGCUCCUGAAGGUAAGCGAAGACGCAGCAGCUUACUUCCUGUUUUAACAAGACUUGCGUCAGUGGGUCUCCUUGGCUCAAUGACAAGUUCAAAUGAUUUAACCAAGGAGGCAGCAUCAAAUGAUACGUCUGAUGAAGAAGAUUCUGCAUUAGAUAUGAACAGCCGUCCAAAUAGUAAUUUUAGUAAUUUUAGUAGUGAUUGCUACAGUUUAGCACGGACUAUAUCAACCGGUAGCAGUGUUUCUGCUAUAGCUUUCCCGUGUAGAGGAAGUGUUGAAAAUUUAGUGAAAGAUAACCCAGCAUUUACAGAAGAUGCAGAAGACGUACCUCCUAAUUAUAGUGAAAUUGAGCGGGAAAUGAAUGAAGAGGAAAACACUCGACUGUAGACUCAAACCGGAAGUCAUUGUUGCACUUUACUAAUUUGGAUACGGUAUUAGAAUGGAAUGAAAGUGUUUGAACGCUUAGAUCCUUAGUCCCUUAUUGUCUGUCGGUAGAUUGUAUUUGUAUCUUUGAAUGAUCAGAUUGUGUUGUUCUACCCGAAACUUGGCAUGAGACAGCAACCGCUCGACUCGUAGAUAUGAAUAAGGAACAGCAUAAUGAAGACACGAGUGGUAUUAACUUUAGGAUGAAAAGUUAACUGAGAGAGACAUCGAGUACUCUUCUGAGCUUUUGUCAACGUGAAAAGUAAAAAGACAAUCAUCUUAACUUAUAUUAUGAUAUUCUCUUUGUAUUCAUCUUUGCUUCUUAGUUUUUUUCCAUCCAAAUAUCAUUAUAAUGCACAUUCUUUUUUCGUUUAUAUAUGCAUUCCAUUUGAUAUUUCAUUAUAUUAAAAAGGCAUUGAUAAAUAUUGAUCAUAGAUUUCAUUCAAGGUAAAUAAGAAAAAUAUAUUUUGAAUAUUCAUUUUAUAAUGUGAUAAAUUGAAAGGUCGUUCUAAUUUUGAUUAAAAUAAGCACGUUUUUUUUGUGUUUUUUUUUCAAAAAGAUAAAAAAAAAAAAGAAUUAACAUAAGUACGAAAGUUUCUGCUCGGAUAACGUUCAUUCACGCACGACUACCCGUUUCAUUUUACAUUCGAUGAAAGUUUAAUAUACCGGUAAAACUAUCACUAUUAGAUAGCGUUUUGUUUGUUAUUUUGCAAAAGGAAUGCAUGUCUCAACGAUCUAUAUUCCAAAAUAUAUGCAAUGCUUGCUAAAACAAUGUUUUCAAAGCAUUUGCGCUUAUUGUUGCUACUUGGAGGAUUUUUCAAAUGUUAUUCCUUUUUUGUAAUAAGAAUUUUUUAUCUCAGUAAUUUAUAUAGAUUAAUUUAGUACUAUUAUCGAAAGAAGGUGUAUAUUUGAACAUGGAAUUAGUUUGGUUGAAAGUACAAUGCCUUUCUUGAUUUUCAAGGUAGAAACUAGCAAAAUUUUGUAAAAAUAUUUGAUUACAUCAAUCUUGGCUGAAAGUCGCCAGAGUACACAAAAGAAAUUUUUAGUUUUAAUGGUUUACUUUCAAGUUUUUUGUUGAGACAAGGGGCGAUAAUUUCCCGCUCAUUUUUCAAAUGAAAUGUGUAUCUGACCUAUUUGGUCUAAAUAAAAUUAAUUUGAUCAAUUAUCAGUAUUAUUGUGUAUCAUUUGAUAACAAUUGAUUUACAAAUAUGUGUGUUUACUCAUGUGUAUAUGUGUAGCGCGUGUGUAUGUUAAUGUAAGAUAUUUAUAUUGUUUGUUUUCAUUUUCCAUCCAUUUUUUUGUUACGGAAUGUAUGCAUAGUUUUCAUCCCUUAAACUACAUUAAUAUCUGCCACUUCACCUCACCACGAUAGCGUUAUUAUAUAUAUAAUAGUCAAAUUCAUCAUCACAAAAAUUAAUUUGUCUUUGGGUAUACCAGUAGAGGACAUGUGUAUGUAACUGUUUCCCCUUUUUGUAGUGUUUUUUAAUACUUAACCCAUGUUAAAUUUUUAUUAACUGGUACCUAUUCUGAAUAAAAAAUUUAAAAAGUGUUUCUCUUGCAGAUGAUUUGGUAAAACGGACCUCAACAGUGCAGGACCAUAUUUUAUUGUAUAAAACAAAAUAUAAUUUCGAUAGUUUUUCUACCUGUUUUUAAUCGACCAAGCAUAUUUUCUCUUAUUUUACUAGGAUAAUUGCUGUUUAAACAUAAAUGAUUUCUAAAUACUGGGGUUUUUUUAAAUGGUCAUGAAUUUUUAAACUAUCUUAAUAAAGAAAGUAUAAUUUGGGAUAAAUAUUGGCCCUGCGCCAACACGGCUUUUAAAAAUGGUAGCUGGAUGACUAUUUUGACUUUGGCGUACUUUAUAAGAUUUGUCAGGUUUAUUCAAAAUAGGCUAAAUCCGCAGUAUUUUGACUUAUUUGAUCAACAACACGAGCUUUGUCAAAAUAGUUUUUCUCAUCGCGUAGUGUAUCAAAAAGUACUAAAAUUAUCAAAUUUUUCAAAACAUAUUUUAGUUUUAAUAUGAUAUACAUUAAAAAUUGACAUUUCGAAAACCUUCUGCUUUGUUUUCACAGGAAUACUUGCUUGUUCCUAACUUGUCAGGUCCGAAUACAACUAUAGAGCAAUCUUAAAUUUUCUUGUUUUCGUUUGAUCUUAUUUCUUUCAAGGGGGAGGGGGAAAUAAAUGCAAGCAAUUAUAAAAUACCUCUAUGUUAGCUUGAACAAAGAACAGUGUUGGAUGACAUUUAUUAUUCCAAAAUAAUAUCUAUAUUUGUCCCAUUAAAAACUUUAAUUGUCUCUCAAUUGUACUAAGACAAUUAGUAAUUUUAUGUAUUAGUUAUUAAGGUCAUAUAUAGGAGGGUCCGGAUGGGGUAUACAUAUCAGAGAAUAAACGACACUAUGAAUACAAAAUAAUGUAAAGUUUAAAGAUUAGAAACAAAGAAUACUUUCAUAAAAUAAGGUUAUAAGUUUAAGAGAGAUGAAAUAAAAUCAGAAUAGGUUGUAACGCGGUUCUAGAUUAUAAAAUAAUUGACAAAACACAAUGAGCAAGGAAUAAAGACCCUCUCCCCUAUCCCUACCCUCAUAUAUAAAUCAAUUUCUUCAAGUUUUAUGUGUGUGUUAGGUUACAUGCAAAUUAUUAUGAAAACUGUUAUGCUAUUUAUCAUCUGAAUUUAGUGUACAUGCAUUGUAUGUUCAAAGCAGUAACAUGAUAAACAAUAUCUUUUUUAUUUUUCUACUUUAAUGUUUAGAAUUUCACUCGCUUUGUAGUAAAAGGAACUUUGCUGACUUUGCUGAUUUCAAUUAAUUCUUUUUAGAGACUGUUUCGAAAUAUAUAAACACAAUUUACUUUUUUGAUUCUUUGAUUAUGUGAUAUUCCUUGAAAAAUCUUUAAAAAAAUCUUGAAAUUGCGCACAAAAAUAACCAUUGAGAAUUGUGACUCCCGUUACAUCCCUGAGCCGUUUUUUGCCUCAAUUAGCGCGAAAGCGUUUAUCCCGUACUCUUUUACCCUCGAGUACAAUUUCAAGUAAAACAUUCGUUAUUACUCUUACUAUUCAGUUCGAGUAUCAACGUAUACAAAAAACGAACAACAAUCUUCUUUUAUAUAUAUAUGUUGAAGAAGAUAAAUUAAAUUUCAACGUUAUAUUUCAAACGUCCUUAACAGUUCAAAAACAUAUUUUGGGACAGUCUCAAAGUCAGGAAAAAGGGGCGAAAAAAUUCAUAUUAUGACUGUGAUAUCUAAUUUGUUACUAAUGAUAUUUGAUUUCUGUUUUUGUUUUACUCCUCAUGGUAAUCAUUAAACCAGAUAUUAAUGCCGUUUUGAAUAAAAAUACAAAAGUAAUUAUA
Mytilus trossulus (common blue mussel) is the source of this 5037-nucleotide messenger RNA. RefSeq lists its product as uncharacterized. The transcript is spliced from 9 exons. Gene Ontology annotation, biological process: proton transmembrane transport. Gene Ontology annotation, molecular function: voltage-gated proton channel activity. Gene Ontology annotation, cellular component: plasma membrane. The record is from RefSeq and is a predicted model, not a curated record. The coding region runs from base 326 to 1663 and encodes 445 amino acids. Lineage: Eukaryota; Metazoa; Mollusca; Bivalvia; Mytilida; Mytilidae.